CACACCGAACGUAGAGCGAGCAGUAGCGACACCCACAGUGUUUCGAAACAAUAUCCAAAUACACUUAAUAAGUGGAGGUGACGAUAGUUUUAGCGUUUUGUGUCGUAUUUCAUUUUUCAGUAGUAGUAUGCUCGACCAGUGCAAGUGAGGGAAGGAAAAAUAUUAAUUCGGCAUCGAAACCGUGCAGUAGAUACAAGAUCUUACAAAUGGCAUCUAUGGUCGUGUUUGUGCUGACGCUUCUGCUAGUGCACUGCACCACUCGGGCCAACCCGGUACCGGCAAAGAUUCUUGGAAAGUACGUACUGUCGUACCAAUCGCCCGGAUCGAACGUUCACCUUAAUGCUCACGACGAUCCGGACGAGAUAAACGAACUGUCCAAUGGAAUCGAGAGUGGUGAAAGUGAGCCGGAGUUUGGCAGUCCUCAAACCGCGCCCAAACACUUUCGAUAUCGGUCACAGUAUCGGGACCCGGUCGAAGAUCAGUACGAAGAUCAACAGGAGCAGGAGCAGGAUACAGCGGACUAUGCCGAUGAUUCGGCCACUGCCAGCGCUAAUCAUCAGCAUCAGUACAUGACCACGUACAAGACUGUCACCAAGCAUGGCGGUGGAACACGCCAUCGUCCGAGCUAUUCCGAUUCCACCAGUGAAGAGGAGGAAGAAGAGACGGACACUAGCGCCAGCGAGGAAUCGAACGCUUACAAUGCUUACCGAGCGUAUCAGAACAAGGGAAAAAAGCAUCAAAGCCAUCAUUCUACCGGCACCAGCAACAAGGCACCUUCGGCUGGACAUGGCGGAACGCACUAUCACCACUACAGUCAGCAGCAUCAUCACCGCCCGAAGCAACAACAGCAGGAGCAACAGCAGCUUCAUCACUACCACCAUCAGGUGCCUUCCGGCCACACCUCCUACCAUCCUCAGCUUAUACAGGCCUACAAGAUCCUGCACGGAGCGCCGAACCGGCUGCCAACCUCGCACGAACAGUACACCGAUGACGAUGGCAGUGACGAGGACGAGGACGAAGAUUUUCACAGCGGGGCAGCGAUCGGGGCAGCUGCCGGAACUGCGUCCGGCUACGGGCCACAGAUCAUCCACACCAAGGGACGCGCGAUUCCGAUCAGUCAGCAUGUCGAAAUUGAAACUCCCGUCCCGGUGCCGUACGUCAAGAAGAUACACGUGCCCAUCCCGCAGGAGGUGCGGGUAAAAAUACCGCACCCAGUCCUGGUGCCGGUUCCCCGCCCGUACCCCGUCCACAUCCCGGUCGCCCAACCGAUCGCCGUACCCGACAUUAAGGAAAUUACCGUACCGAUCGAAAAGAUUGUUCCCUAUCCGGUGGAGAAGAAAAUUCCCGUCCCCAUAGAAAAGCCGGUACCGUACCCGAUCGAAAAGCACGUACCCGUCUACCUACCGCAGCCGAUUCCGGUGAAGGUGCCGAUCGUGAAGACAAUUAUACACAAAGUCAAGCAGCAAACUGCCAGCGGUCCUAACCUACCGCCCGGAAGCGGUUCCUUGUGGUAGGUAGGAAUUAGGAACCGGUGCGGCUGGGACAUCUGUACCACAAGGCCUAUUUUUGCGCCCAACCAACCGUGUACUCCAGCGCUGCAUCUAUUUAAGCUGGCCCCGGAAUAAGUUCCGUCGGUAGGGUGCAUACACGCAUAAACCGUCUUCCGCCAGCAAUCGUGCGGGCCUACGGUAGUCGCGGCAUUCAGACGCACGACUGUUGCAUAAUUUCAAGGCGCUACCUACCGUACCGUACCAAUUAUGUUAACCGUGUUGUGUAUUGGCGUUAACUUUUUUCGCUAAUUAACCUUAAUCAUUUCUUUCUUUUGGGCUUUUCUUUAUCGUACAACAACUGUUUGUCAUACAAUGUUGUUAAUGCACUUGUUAGCGUUGUUUUUCCCACCCUGCUAUCGGUUUCGUUAUCGUGCCUACUUCCUAUUUUUCAUUGAACUGUUUUUCCAUUUGCUUCAUCUCAGUACGCUACAAAUGACGGCACUGUGUGUCCUCAUAUAAGGGAAACUAUUUAAAAAUGCCAUUUUGUUCGAUUUCUUUUUUAAAGUGCUGCAGAAUGUUACCACAAACGAACAAAAAAACCGACUAAAUUUUCAUCAUUCGUUUUAUUGAUUUUUAUGAUAUUUAUUACAACUUUUGCUGCUCAACAGUUGCUCAGGUUAGGAAAUGUAUUAAAUGUAACGAUUGUCCGUGCGUUGGAGGACGAAUGACAAUUUUAAUCGUAUUUGAACCGGUCUAAAAGUGUUUGCAAAAAAGCACGAUGAACUAACGCACCCGUUAUGGGUUCAAAUCUUGACUUGAUUGUGCCACCGAUAAUACAGGAUUGACAUGAUGCCUAGCUAUGAGCAGUCCAAGUCAAAGACAACACGGACCAAGAACGACCGUGUUUGUUUUUAAUGUCAUCAUCUAUUUUGUUACUAGGUUUGUAGUUUGUAGGUCAUAAGCAUAGCUCUUCAUCGAUAUUCAUUGUUUAUACCCAUCAAUCAUUUCAUUCAGUUUUUAGUUUUGUUUUGUAGAUAAAUGCUUGUUUUUAUAUCAUUUUUUAGAUGAUUGCUAUUUUGCUGUAUAAAUUGCUCUCGUUUUCUUACAUGACCAAUAAAGCGAUUUAUUCGAACAAUUA
Anopheles stephensi (Asian malaria mosquito) is the source of this 2628-nucleotide messenger RNA. Its product is annotated as ataxin-2 homolog. Bases 207 to 1514 code for a protein of 435 amino acids. NCBI's taxonomy places the organism in Eukaryota, Metazoa, Arthropoda, Insecta, Diptera, Culicidae. The transcript is spliced from 2 exons. The record is from RefSeq and is a predicted model, not a curated record.